Molecule: messenger RNA, 1344 nt
Organism: Desarmillaria tabescens
Lineage: Eukaryota; Fungi; Basidiomycota; Agaricomycetes; Agaricales; Physalacriaceae
Product: tubulin alpha
Exons: 11
Coding region: 1-1344 (447 amino acids)
Biological process (GO): microtubule cytoskeleton organization; nuclear division; mitotic cell cycle
Cellular component (GO): microtubule; spindle; cytoplasm
Molecular function (GO): GTP binding; structural constituent of cytoskeleton
Source: RefSeq, a predicted model, not a curated record
AUGCGUGAAGUAAUCUCCGUCCAUGUUGGUCAGGCCGGUGUCCAGAUUGGUAACGCCUGCUGGGAGCUCUAUACUCUCGAACACGGACUCAGUCCUGACGGUCGUCUUGGCCCCGACUCGCCAUCUCACUCCGAUAGUGGAUUCUCAACCUUCUUCUCGGAGACUGGCUCAGGAAAACACGUCCCACGUUCCCUCUAUGUGGAUCUCGAGCCCGGUGCAAUAGACGAUGUCAAGACAGGUCCCUACAGGUCGCUGUUCCACCCAGAAACCAUGAUUUCAGGCAAGGAAGACGCUGCAAACAACUACGCCCGUGGCCACUACACAGUCGGCAAGGAGCUCAUUGACCCUGUUAUGGACAAGCUGCGCCGUCUCGCUGACAACUGCUCUGGCCUUCAGGGCUUCUUCGUCUUCCACUCCUUCGGUGGUGGAACCGGUUCAGGAUUCGGUGCUCUGCUCAUGGAACGUCUUUCCACCGACUAUGGCAAAAAGUCGAAACUGGAGUUCUGUGUGUAUCCUGCCCCCCAACUCUCCAGCUCCGUCGUCGAGCCUUACAACUCCGUCCUGACGACUCACACAACCCUUGAGCACUCCGACUGUUCAUUCAUGGUUGAUAACGAAGCCAUUUAUGACAUCUGCAAGACAAAACUGGGCGUUGCUUCCCCUAGCUUCUCGAACCUAAACAGGUUGGUUGCGCAAGUUGUCUCGUCAAUCACCGCCUCUCUCCGCUUUGACGGUUCUCUGAACGUCGAUCUGAACGAGUUCCAGACUAACUUGGUCCCUUUCCCCCGUAUCCACUUCCCUCUUGCUACUUACGCUCCCUUACUGUCCGCUGAGAAGGCUACCCAUGAACAGAACUCUGUAGCAGAGAUGACUUUCUCUUGCUUCGAGACUGGCAACCAGAUGGUAAAGUGUGACCCUAAGGAGGGUAAAUACAUGGCCUGUGCCCUACUCUACCGUGGCGACGUCGUUCCUAAGGAUGUUACCGCUGCUGUCGCAACGAUCAAGACCAAGAGGACCAUUCAAUUCGUUGACUGGUGCCCCACCGGUUUCAAGCUGGGCGUCUGCAACGAACCUUCAGCAUGCGUACCCGGUGGUGAUCUUGCUAAGACAACUCGCAGUCUUUGCAUGCUUUCGAAUACCACCGCUAUUGCUGUUGCAUGGAAUCGCCUUGACUACAAAUUCGAUCUCAUGUAUUCCAAACGUGCCUUCGUGCACUGGUAUGUCGGUGAGGGUAUGGAAGAAGGGGAAUUCUCUGAGGCUCGUGAAGAUCUUGCAGCACUCGAGAAGGAUUACGAAGAAGUUGGUACAGACUCCGCUGACGCGGAAGAGGACGGUGAAUAUUAG